UAAAAAGCGCGAAACCAAAUUGAAGCUGAACCUAAACCAAGCACAAAAACAUAAAUUGUGUACUGUUAUCAAUAAAUGUGUAAAAUCAGUUGAAAGCAUGGGAAUUUUAAAUUUAUCCAAAUUGUUGGCUGAUAUAGCACCCCACGCACUAAAGGAACAUGAAUUAAAAACAUAUUUUGGUCGCAAAGUAGCAAUCGAUGCCUCCAUGUGUCUCUACCAAUUUCUAAUCGCCGUUCGAACAGAAGGGGCCCAGCUGACAUCAGCAGACGGUGAAACCACGUCCCAUCUCCUCGGCACCUUCUACCGAACCAUCCGUUUGAUAGAGAACGGUCUGAAACCAGUGUACGUGUUCGAUGGUAAACCCCCCGAAAUGAAGUCCGGAGAACUCACCAAACGGCAGGAGCGAAGACAAGAGGCCCAGAAGGCGUUAGAGAAAGCCACGGAGGCCGGAGACGCCGCCGAAAUCGACAAGUUCAACAGGAGGAUCGUGCGGGUUACCAAGGCACACGCUGAAGAAGUCAAACGGUUGUUGAAGAUGAUGGGUGUUCCUUACGUAGACGCGCCCUGCGAAGCUGAAGCGCAAUGCGCUGCUUUGGUGAAGGCCGGGAAAGUAUUUGCAGCUGCUACGGAAGAUAUGGAUGCUUUAACAUUUGGCUCAAAGGUUCUUCUCAGACAUCUCACCUUCAGCGAAGCCAGGAAAAUGCCUAUACAAGAAAUCCAUUUAGACAAAGUGUUGGAAGGUCUGGAAUUGAAUCAGGAAGAAUUUAUCGAUCUGUGCAUAUUGUUAGGAUGCGAUUAUACAGAUAGCAUCAGAGGAAUCGGUCCUAAGAGAGGUUUAGAAUUAAUCAGGAAGCACAAGUCCAUUGAGAAUGUAAUAAACACGAUCGACAAAGAGAAAUACCCCAUACCACAGGACUGGAACUUCGCAGAAGCCAGAGAACUGUUUAAAAAUCCCGAAAUUGCUGAAAUAAAUGACCUCGAGCUGAAAUGGGGCGAUCCAGAUGAAGAAGCCAUGGUGAAAUAUCUUUGCGGUGAUAAAAAUUUCAGCGAAGAACGGGUCAGAAAUGGUUGCAAAAAGCUGUUGAAAGCCAAAGGGUCCUCCACUCAGGGCAGAUUGGACGGUUUUUUUAAGGUUCUCUCCACUACGCCGGCUAAAAGGAAAUUGGAAGAUAAAAAGAAUACUCCGAACAAAAAGGGCAAGACCAGUGGCGGACGAGGAAGAGGUAGAGGCCCUAAGUGAAAAUUCCAGUGUCUCGACUACUACAACUCCACUUCAACUACUACACUACCCAAUCUCCUACUAAGCAUCUCAAUUUUUCUUCUUA
This is a messenger RNA of Phyllotreta striolata, 1325 nucleotides long. The record is from the annotation of a GenBank genome assembly. Lineage: Eukaryota; Metazoa; Arthropoda; Insecta; Coleoptera; Chrysomelidae.